ACGCGUCACACACGGGACGCAACCACACCGGUGGUGAUCGGGUUUCCGGUUUUCCUCUUUUCCCGUGAAAAGACAAAGGUCUUCGUGGCAAUAAAGAAAACAUUUACAACCUGAAAUGACAUAGCGUGACCCACGACUCGUUUCCCGGUAGCUAUUAGCCCUUCGUUUUAACCGGGAAGGAAAUCGGUGUACGUUGCGGUGGCAGUGUACGAGUGGAUCACGCCGAGCGGAGCAGCAGCCAGUGUUAGCAGAGUCAAAAUGGCGUCUGUUCGCCCACUCAACGGCCGUUUAAUCCAUCUGUGAUUAUCCCCGAUAGCUAGAUUCAGCGAUCGGUGACUAGUUUCGUAGUGUUUCGUUUUUAGACACUGAUACAGUCGGGGCACAUUUUAGCGUCAUGUCGGACUCGGAGGAGGACAGCCAGGACAGGCAGCUUAAAAUUGUAGUGAUUGGAGACGGUGCGUGUGGGAAGACAUCACUCGCCACCAGAUUUGCACAGGAGGCCUUUGGGAAGCAGUACAAACAAACCAUCGGCCUGGAUUUCUUUCUGAAGAGAAUAAGCCUACCAGGCAACUUGAACGUGACCCUGCAGGUGUGGGACAUUGGAGGCCAAACGUUAGGAGGGAAAAUGCUGGAUAAAUAUGUUUACGGAGCCCAUGGUGUUCUCCUGGUGUAUGACAUUACCAACUACCAGAGCUUUGAGAAUCUGGAGGAUUGGUUCAGCAUGGUGAAGAAGGCCAACGAGGAAUCGAAUAUCCAGCCCGUUGUCUCCUUGGUCGGGAACAAAAUCGACCUGGAGCACAUGAGGACAGUGAAGGCUGACAAACACCAGCGCUUCUGCCUCGAGAACAGCCUUGUCAGUCAGUUUGUAUCAGCCAAAACAGGGGACUCGGUACACCUUUGUUUCCAGAGGGUGGCUGCUGAAAUUCUUGGUGUAAAGCUAAACAAAGCAGAAAUAGAGCAGUCCCAGCGUGUGGUGAAGGCCGACAUUGUGAACUACAGUCAGGACACUGUGGCCAGGACAGUCAACCCUCCCCGCAGCUCCAUGUGUGUGGUGCAGUGACCCCCUCCAACCAACACACACACACACACACACACACACACACACACACACACACACACACACACACACACAGACUUAAAGAUGUAGAAUUAUCUUCAGUCAGUAUUCCUCAUUUCAGGGUUUUUUUUGGGUUGACUGGAUGAGAUGUGUUCAGAGUGUGUUCUCUGUAUUCCUGUGUGCCAGUUGUAUGGGCGAGAUGAAGAACAGACUGUGCGGUUUCAAGGCCUUGGCCUGUUGUUCGGACAUUUAGCAGGAAUGAUUUCUAGGGCGGUUCACCAAAAAGGAAACUGGACCUCAGUUUAUUCAAGUUUACACGCAGCUGUCAUUUUAUUUCUAUGGCUCAUUUUUAAUAUAUAUAUAAAAAGACUCUUUAAGCAAUCACUUGAUUUAUGUGUUAGUAUGGUUUAAAAGGGGAAGACUACUAUAAUCAGUCAUUCUGGUAAUUGAAAAUAUUUUUAUAUAUACAUUAUCUUCCUCUGUUAUUGCUAUUAGCAACGUUUGCUUUAAAGAUCAGAUAAGCCGCAGUAUAUUUCUGAAGACAACACCAUCAACACUUGUUGUCUCUGUCCUUACAAAAGCAAAGUGGAUUCACAGUAAGAAUUAAUGGGACGUGGACAGGGAGGUGAAAGCAAAUACUCUCUGAUGAAUAUAUUAGAAAUUGUUUUAUGUCUGUGGUGCUCCUCAGUUGAACAGAAAAGGAAAUAGGUGUUAAAAUGCUGUAGUGGACUGAAAUGAAUCUGUUUUCAAUUUGCCAAUUAGGGGCUUGCACUAGCAGUGCGGUGAUGUGAACUGUGUACUGUUAUUUUACAUAGAAAUAUUUCAAUUUUCCAAUCUUAAAUCAAUAUUUCAUAUUCUUUAUUCCUCAGAUUAUGUCCAAAUCAGUUGCAUUUCUCAAAUAGUAUUUGCGUUCUCUAGAUGUUUCCUGUAAUAAUUUAGCGUUACAUGUUCACCCAGUGUGACAUUGCCGGGGUCGUCCUGAACAGUUCAGACGCUGUGCUGAUAGUGUUGAAAGCGUUGAUAAAGCUAGACGAAUGUGACUCAGGAAGCACCUGAGUGUUGAGCUAAGCUGAAAUGUACAACAUUUUAGUAGAGGUCUCUACAUAGCCUUAUUCAACUGUCCGUUAUAGAACAGAAGUUUGCAUUGAAGAAAGGCUAUGACGCAUUAAAUGUUUCAUAGCAUCUUCAUUUUAUCUACAUUAGCCUGUUUUUCAGUUUGUGCAUUAGUUAGAGACGACAGAUAUUGUAAGUUCAACCUGUUUUGUCAAAGUAGUUUCCACAGGAUAGUACAUGUCGGCAUGAUGGGAUUUAAUGUGGUGUCCUCCUAUCGAUUUAUCUGCCAUAUGUGUAAAAUAUGUGUUUGUACAAUAAAAGCAAUCUCCGCUUCAUUUCAAAGCUGCUUUCAUUGAUUGAAAAUCUGAACACAUCUUGUAAAUUCUGAUCAUGUAAACAACAUGUACGCUUCAAAAAGAAUAUAUGAAUGUACAGUCUAAAGUGAUGUUUAGUUGACGUUAUACAGCAACACAGGUUUGUGUUUCUAAAUAAAAAUGCUUCAUGGAAAACACAA
Messenger RNA from Lates calcarifer (barramundi perch), 2624 nucleotides. It is a transcript of the gene rab28, whose product is annotated as RAB28, member RAS oncogene family. The record is from RefSeq and is a predicted model, not a curated record. Gene Ontology annotation, molecular function: GTP binding; GTPase activity. NCBI's taxonomy places the organism in Eukaryota, Metazoa, Chordata, Actinopteri, Centropomidae. The coding region runs from base 395 to 1060 and encodes 221 amino acids. The transcript has 7 exons. Gene Ontology annotation, cellular component: Golgi apparatus; endosome.